Molecule: messenger RNA, 2111 nt
Organism: Mollisia scopiformis
Lineage: Eukaryota; Fungi; Ascomycota; Leotiomycetes; Helotiales; Mollisiaceae
Product: alpha/beta-hydrolase
Exons: 10
Coding region: 453-2111 (552 amino acids)
Biological process (GO): proteolysis
Molecular function (GO): serine-type carboxypeptidase activity
Source: RefSeq, a predicted model, not a curated record
AUGAAUCUCCCGAGGUCUUGAUCCACUUCUCUGAUCUUGGGUUGUUUUCUGACUACCGUGGAUCAUCGGUGGCCAAUUCGUGGGUAUUGCUAGGCGGCCUCCGUAAUUAGUUUCACACGGUAUCGAUCGACAUGCAGAUAUCCGAUGAUGUACAGAGCCCGACAGGACGUUCCAUGUUCACCAUGAUUUAACGCACAAAGCGAGAAGGUGACAGAUUGGAGACUCCACGCAGUGGCGGGGCGAAAGAAUCUUAGUGGCUCGAGUGGGCUUUUGACUUUGCAUGGAUAAGUUGCAUGGAUGAGUCCUCCUCGUCAUCAUAACAACAUCAUGUUUCGCUCCGCGAGCUUUCGGGGAAAUCCUCAUAAGCUUGUUGAGCCCCGCAAGUUCACACCAUAACCUCUUCGUUUUAGCAAGUCUAUUUGGAUAUUGGGGACCUAGACUUGCUGGGAAGAAUGUAUAUCUCGGCCCUCAUCUCUGCUUUGACAGUGGCAACCACUUUAGUUUCUGCUGCACAGCACUCUGGUAGAAGUCUCAAGCAUGUUGGAAAGGCAGACAAACAUCCAAGUUUGGGACGAAGAGAGCAACAUGUUCAGCAGCGACGGGCUGAUUCAUUCGGCUACCUCACGAACACCACUACGAAGUUCCAAGUAAAUGGGUCAGCGAUCCCAGAUGUCGAUUUUGAUGUAGGCGAAUCAUAUGCAGGAUUGCUUCCAAUUUCAAAGGAUGCCAACGAGACGAGGGAACUUUACUGGUGGUUUUUCCCUUCUACGAAUACCGAAGCCAGCGACGAAAUCCUGAUUUGGUUGAAUGGAGGACCAGGUUGCAGCUCUCUCGAAGGUCUCCUUCAGGAAAAUGGUCCAUUCUUGUGGCAAUAUGGAACAUACCUCCCUGUUCCGAACCCUUGGACCUGGGUUAAUCUGACAAACGUUGUAUGGGUAGAGCAGCCCGUAGGCACAGGCUUCUCCCAGGGUACUCCGGAGGCCACCGGCGAGAGUGAUAUUGCGGCAGAGUUCUUAGGAUGGUGGGAGAAUUUCGUAGACACUUUUGAUUUACAAAACCGUCGCGUAUUCAUCACAGGCGAGAGCUACGCUGGAUAUUACGUCCCGUACAUCGCAGAUGCCAUGCUCAACAAGAAUGAUACCACCUAUCACAACUUAGAAGCCACGAUGAUCUACGAUCCUUCGACAUCCUAUGAUGCUAUACAGGAGCAGAUCCCAGCUGUCCAGUUCGUGGACUAUUGGUAUGGUCUGAUGCCAUUCAACGACACCUUCAGAGCUCAACUCCACAGUAUGUCUGAUGCUUGUGGAUACACCGACUAUAUUACCAAAUAUCUCACGUUUCCUCCACCGGGUCCAUUUCCUUCCGAACUUCCAGGACAAGAUACAGAUGGCAACACACUAGACGGUUGUGAUGUCUUCGAUACCAUAUACAACGAGGUGUUUUACGUUAACCCGUGUUGGGAUAUAUAUCAAGUAGCAACAACCUGCCCAGUGCUCUGGGAUGUCCUCGGUUUCCCCGGAUCUUUUGACUAUCUUCCAGAAGGGGCUUCUAUCUAUUUUAAUAGAACGGACGUUCAAAAAGCUAUCAAUGCACCUAUUGGCGACUGGGAGGAAUGUGCAAGUGGCAAUGUUUUCGUCAACGGUACGGAUAAUAGCCCUCCAUCAGGAGUAAGUGUUUUGCCAGGUGUUAUUGAAAGAAGCAAGCGUACUGUGAUUGGGCACGGGGCACUAGAUAUGGUUUUGAUCUCGAAUGGCACUCUCAUGAUGAUUCAAAACAUGACAUGGAAUGGAGCUCAAGGAUUCACUACCAAGCCUUCAGACCCUUUUUACGUCCCAUACCAUGAUAAUCCUAGCCAAGCAACUCUAGCAGCAGCAGGUGUUCUUGGUACAACACACACAGAGCGUGGCCUGACCUGGGUCAGCGUAGACCUUUCGGGUCACAUGAUUCCCCAGUAUGCUCCAUCUGCCUCAUACAGAACUUUGGAGUUCUUGCUUGGAAGAAUCGAUUCACUUUCAAGUACAGUUCCUUUCACGACAGAUAAUUACCCACAGCCAAAUGUCACUACAUUGAGUAAUGGUACUGCUCCACCAACAAAGAAGUGGAGAAUGUAG